AUGACUCCUGCGGAGUUCCAGUCCAUGGAUGCGGGCCGCACCGCGCCCCUGACACUUUUCUACACGAGCCUGGCGAAGCAGGACGCCGACGGCGUCCCCGUCGACGGCGCGCUCCUCGUCCACGGCAAGUCGACCCAUGACAUCGACGAGGAUUACACGGUCGUCAAGCUGGCCGGAAUCGCGGUCGCCGACGCGCCGUUGGCCGUCGCGUCCUACGCUGUCUCCGUGCGGGCGCUCCCGGCCGCUAUCCUACGCGCGCCGGGCAGACACAAGUACGAGGCCACGCGCCAGGCCUUCGGCGGCCGGGGCCGCGGCCCGAGUUCCGUCAAGACCGGCCUCGUCGACAUGGUCCUCGUCUUCAAGAAGCAGUCCUUCGAGAUCUUCCCGCUGGGCGGGCGCCUCAUGUACGCCGCCGAGGACUUCGCAUUCUACGACGCCACGUAUUCUCCAGCGACGGCGAAUUCCAAGAUGCGGCCGAAGAUCAUUACCUACGUGGUCGGGACGGACCCCUUUUGGCACGGCGCCGAGGUGUGCCACCAGCUCAACAAGCAGAUCUCGAACCAGCUCCGCGGCACGUGCUACGAACGCCACGUCGGCGUGCGGCGCACGCCCGUCAACCUCCGCGGCGGCAAGCGCAUGACGCUCUACGUCGUGGUCGGCGACUUCGACUCUUCCGACAUGGCGCGGAUCCGCGGCAAGCUGCGGCCCGUCUCAUACCUCACGGUCAAGUUGCUCUUCUACCACGUCCCCGAGCAGGUCGGCAAGGUCCAGACCCGCGUCGAAGAACGUUUCAAGCAGUCUGACGGCCGCGAGGCGCGCCGCCUCAAGCAGCUCUUUGUGUCUUUUCCGCCGGGCCUCAUCGGCCACGCCUCGUCGUCCGAGACGAUCAGGUUCCACUACCAGGUCAAGUGCGACGAGCUGUCGUGGUCGCACGAGAUCGAGGACGUCAUCUACGGCUCCCGGACGGUCCCGCCGGACCACCGUUUCGCGUACCUCCAGUUCUCGACGGUCCAGGCGGUCAUGGACCUCCUGGAGCUGUCCGAGCAGGGCCGGCUCGCCGCGAUCUUCGGCCGCGACAACCUGGCGGCGUGCAUGGACGCGCGGGUCGAGGUGCCGAAUGCGGUUCACCGCAUGGACAACGAGACCGCGAGCAUGCUGUCGCGGGCGUCAAAUGCGGGUGCGGACAACCGCGCCGAGCUACGCUCCACGGAGGACCUGCUCCGGGAGUUCGGCCUGGACGAGCCCGACUAUGAUCGGGCGAGUUCGGCGGGCGGCGACCGGGAGAGCUCGGUAGCCGCGGUGACGGACACCGGCUCGCAGCCCUUCUCCGUGCCGCCCGUGCCGCCGCCGGGCUUCGCCGCGGGCUUCGGCGGGCCCUUGGCCCUGCCGCCCCGACGCGACGUCGUCGAGCUCGCGCCGCGGCGCCUCGACGCCUGGGGCGACGACGGCGACGCGCUCCCGGUGACCCCGCCCGGCGACGCGCUCCCGGGAACCGCCCCCGGCGCCGCGCCCGCGGUGACGCCCGAGCGCUGGGAGUCGCGCGCCGACGGGCUGCUCAGCGCGGCCGCGCCGGCGUUCGCGCCGGCGGCCGCGGCCGCGCCGGCGCCCUUCGCGGCGCCGCCGCUCGGGUCGCUCUUCGCCGCGCCCGCGGCGCCCGCGGCCGCGCCCGCGGACCUGACGCGCGCGGACUACGCGCCGACGCGGCCGUGGCGCCGCGGCCCGGCCGACGACGCGGCCGUCGCCGCGCUCCGCGGCGAGCUCCGAAACGCGCCGGCGCCGCCGACGCUCAACAAGGCGCGGGCCGCGCUCCAGCGCGCGCUCCGCCUGACCGAGUCCGUGAAGACGGUCCCCCUCCGCGCGUUCCUCGACGCCUACGGCGACGUCCGAGUCUUCGAGGUCACGGUCCGCCGCGACCGCGUGUUCCUGCUCUAG
Messenger RNA from Aureococcus anophagefferens, 1932 nucleotides. RefSeq lists its product as hypothetical. The transcript has 3 exons. NCBI's taxonomy places the organism in Eukaryota, Pelagophyceae, Pelagomonadales, Pelagomonadaceae. The coding region runs from base 1 to 1932 and encodes 643 amino acids. The record is from RefSeq and is a predicted model, not a curated record.